This is a messenger RNA of Peromyscus leucopus (white-footed mouse), 2631 nucleotides long. RefSeq names its product TNF receptor superfamily member 13B (gene Tnfrsf13b). Lineage: Eukaryota; Metazoa; Chordata; Mammalia; Rodentia; Cricetidae. The record is from RefSeq and is a predicted model, not a curated record. The transcript has 5 exons. Bases 117 to 872 code for a protein of 251 amino acids. Gene Ontology annotation, cellular component: plasma membrane.
CCUAACAAAAUCUCAGGCUAAUAAUAAACGCCCUGAGUAAUGAGUGGCGUGGGCCAGGGCAGGCAGGAGGCUGGAGCCAGCGGCACAGGAGCGUGGACUGGUGGCUAGGGGUGACUAUGACAUCCUGCCCCAGAGAGCAGCACUGGGACCCCUUGACAAAAACCUGUGUCUCCUGUGUCUCCUGCAGUCAGAGGAGCCAGCGUACCUGUCCAGACUUCUGCAAGUUCCUCGGUUGCCGCAGAGAGCAAGGCAAGUACUAUGACCACCUCUUGGGGGUCUGUGUCAACUGUGACUCCACCUGCACACAGCACCCCCAGCAAUGUGCACAAUUCUGUGAGAAAAAGGCCAGAAGCCAGGUGAACUUCCAGCCCGAGCUCAGGAGACCACAGGCCAGGGAGGUGGAAGCCAGGCCAGGCAACUCAGGAAGACACCAGGGAUCCGAGCAGGGAGGCUUGCAGGCAGUCCCAGCAUCCACAGGACUGAGGCUGAGCAGCGACCAGCUGGCCCUUGUCUAUUGUACUCUGGGGCUCUGCCUCUGCGCUAUCUUCUGCUGUUUCUUGGUGGCCUUGGCUUGCUUCCUCCGUCGAAGAGAGCGGCUUCCGAGCCAGUGUUCAGGGCCAUGUGGGCCACAGGCAAAGUCUCCCCACCGCCCAGCGAUGGAGGCUCGCAGUGAGGUGGCCUUGCCACCCCAGCCCGUUGAGACGUGUAGCUUCUGCUUCCCGGAGCGCAGCUCACCCACACAGGAGAGUAUGCGCACGCUCGGGAUUCUCGGCUUAGCGGGCACAGCAGCCCCGCAGCCUUGUGUGCGCGCAUCGGUUGGCGGCCUGGGUGUCGUGCGCGUGCCCAUCGGGGACGCUGGUCCGGGAGCCUGACAGCCAGUGAAGGAGACAAUGAAGAAGAUGGAGUGCGAGAGGAGGGGAGGAAUGGAGAGGAGACUAGGGGAAGAAGACACAGCCCGGAAGAGAGACAGCCCGGCUGCACCCACCGCAAUGAAGCAACCACCUGCAGUGCCCCCAACCCCAGCACCCCCUGCGCCACUGUGUCCCAUACUUUAGGCAGAGCAGUCAACCCGUGUGCUCCUCUUUAGUGGAGAAAGAUGGAGAAUGGCCGGCACCUGGAGCAUUGUUCUCAUAGCUGUUACAAACAAGGGUUCUUCCCUAGGGCCUUAGACAGAUAGCUGAGUGCACUUUGUAUGUGUUUGUGAAUUAAGUAAUUUGCAUGUGUAUGUGCAGAUGCUGGGUUGUGUCGUGUGCAUGUGUACAUGAAUCGUGUGUCUGUAUAAGUCACGUGUAUAUGUAUGUGUGUGAAUUUGGUGCAGGCAAGUAUGUGUGUUCACAUGUGUGUGUGGCUGAUGUGAUGUAGCCAGGAAGGUGAGGGCCUCCAGGUGAAGGCCAACCAUCUAAAAGAAUGACGAGUGUUCCCUGGACCUCACCACGAGUAUGUUCAAUUGCACUCAUUUUAAUGAGCACCUAUGCUUAUCCUUCUAGUUGCAUUUAAACCUCCAGGUGCAUGAAAAUAUCCUCAGAAGCCUUUUCCCAGCAAGCUGAAGUGUGAAAUUUCAUCCUUCCUACCCUGGUACUUGGCAGACCUACCUACCCCAAAGGCCACACAGCAGGGGCCCCUGUUCUCACUACCCACAGCCAGCGGGCUGCACAGGAAUGAGGCUGCCAUUCACAGCAGAACAGAUGGCAGCGCUAGUAACGCAAAGCAGCUGUCCACAGUUUGGAAGGCGGCAGUCAAGGUGACUACAGAAUUGGCUCAUCCUGAGGCUGCAUGUGCAGUCUGUCUUUGGCUUCUUACCCUCGUGUCAUGCUAAACUUUAUUCUCAUUCUCUCUCUCUCUCUCUCUCUCUCUCUCUCUCUCUCUCGUCAUUCUGCCUUUUAGAUUUCAUGUUGUGAUCCACCUAAUGAUUUCAUUUUGACUUCUCUGUAAAAGCUUCAUCUCCAAGAAGGGCCACAUUCGAAGCACUAAGGGUUAGGAUUUCAACAUAAUGAGUUUUCGGGGACAAAUUCAAUCCACUACAGAGGUCCUAGGAGCUCUUUGUUGACAAGCUGGCAUCCAACAAGUUCUUGUCCAAGAUGUGUCUCCGUCAAGUACUGAGCCAGCCUACAUCAUUACCAUGCCCACCAUGGUCAACCUCCUACAACAGGGUUGCUAGGAAGCCCCUGACCCCUGCUACAGACACAUGCUGUCUGUGUGCUGAGGAACACCCCAGCACAUGCUCAGAGUCAGAUGCCAAUGCUCAGCUUCUCUGGGAGAUAAACCUAUUUCUAGUCUUUAAGAUUUAUGGUUUUACAAUUCUGCUCAUCCAACCCCAAGGAGCUGUGAAUACAAGAUGUUUCUGGAACUGGGGGUGGGGAAGGAGAGGUACCAAGACACAGGGUGCUGAGAACCCAGCUUCAGCUUCAGUUAAGGACAAUAUUGAGAGUGUUUGGUCAGCUUUUCAGAGGCUCCUCUGUGUAAUUUUUUAACUUUCUCUUUGUAAAGGAAGGGCUCUUUUGCCAAUUUUAUCUGUUGUUUUGGGUCAGCGUGCAGAAUAUAGCCUGAUUUGACUUGCAUGGUCCCCUUAAACAAAUUUUUUUUAUUGGUAUAUACUAACUGAAUAAAACUGGUUUUGCUGCAGCUUUUUCA